Messenger RNA from Aplysia californica (California sea hare), 1218 nucleotides. Its product is annotated as galanin-like G-protein coupled receptor npr-9. Lineage: Eukaryota; Metazoa; Mollusca; Gastropoda; Aplysiida; Aplysiidae. Gene Ontology annotation, cellular component: membrane. The coding region runs from base 1 to 1218 and encodes 405 amino acids. The transcript has a single exon. The record is from RefSeq and is a predicted model, not a curated record. Gene Ontology annotation, molecular function: G protein-coupled peptide receptor activity. Gene Ontology annotation, biological process: G protein-coupled receptor signaling pathway.
AUGACGUCACAAACAGACAACAACGUCUCCAUGCGUCUUUGUCAUGAUAUCGAUAUAGCGCACUGCUCCAACGCUUCAGACGUGAUGGAAGAAAAAGAACCCAGUCUGGCGAGCCCGGAGGACAGUGGUCUGAUCAGUCCUGAGGUAGGUCGCAUCGUCGAGAUCACACUGGCCGUUUUCAUCAACGGCAGUCUCAGCUGCGUUGGCCUGGUCACCAACAUGAUAAAUAUGGUCGUGUUUGCCAAACACGGUUUCAGAGACAGUGUGACAAUCAGUCUCAUGGCUUUGGCCGUAGCGGAUUUGCUGGGGCUCGCAUGUAUGCUGAAUAUGUGUGUGUGCUUUGGUCUCAUGCAAUUUGCCACGUUCACGGUCAUAGAUCCGCUGGCCUUGGUGUACGUGGCAGGGUCAUGGCCACACGCCAUGUUUACCAGAAUGUCCACCUGGAUCACAGUGUAUAUUUGUGUGGAACGAUUUCUUUGCGUGUAUGUUCCUCUCAAGGUCAGAUCUUUUAUCACAGCAAAAAAGACGAGCGCGUACAUCUUGCUCAUUUCCGGUCUGAUGGUGGCUUGUUAUGCUAACAUCUAUGCCACUUUCGGAGUAGAGUGGAGGUUUGAUCCAAGGGUCAAUGCCACAAGACUGAUGCUUUGGGUGUCUUCAAACAGACGCGAAAUGGAAAAUAUAAGUGGUGUCAUGAACGGCUCUAUUUUACCAGCAGUGUCCCUGACUAUCAUCAUCAUCUGCACAUGUGCAAUGGUCUCUAGUCUGAACAGCUCAUCGUCCUGGAGGGAACAACAUGCCGGGUUGUCACAGACCAAACACUCCCAGACAGGUUCAUCACAGGACGCAGCGGCUUCUCAGAGGUCAGUAGCUGAUAGUGGGAAAAACAUGCCUGAGAGAAGGGUUGCGCGGAUGGUCAUAGUGAUUGCGUUAAUUUGUGUCAUGUGCACUGUCCCAGAACUGACCAUCAACAUAGUUCGUCGAUUCUUUCCAGACCUGGAUGCGAACCGACGUUACCGCUACACUAACGUGAUCAUGUACUAUGCCAAGUACACAAUUCAGAACGUGAAUGCUUCUGUCAAUAUAGCGAUCUACUACCGAAUGUCUUCACGUUACAGACAAACGCUCAGGAGCAUGCUCUGUCUUGACAGCAACUCCGUGAGUGAAAAAAAGGGGGUUGUGAAAGCCAUCAAACAGGAAAAAAUUGUAAGACAGUCUUAA